Sebastes umbrosus (honeycomb rockfish) is the source of this 1356-nucleotide messenger RNA. It is a transcript of the gene bhlha15, whose product is annotated as basic helix-loop-helix family, member a15. Lineage: Eukaryota; Metazoa; Chordata; Actinopteri; Perciformes; Sebastidae. Bases 316 to 873 code for a protein of 185 amino acids. Gene Ontology annotation, molecular function: protein dimerization activity. The record is from RefSeq and is a predicted model, not a curated record. The transcript is spliced from 2 exons.
CACAGAGCUGGAGGGAGUCAGCUCGCUCUCUGAUUGGCUGAGCAGCGCUACGUGUACAUCAGUCAGUUACAGGUAGCUCGCAUGUGACAGUUAUCUGCGUGCGUGUGUGUGAGUGUGUCUGCUGCUGCUCUCUGCUCUCUACUUCAUGGGAUGCUGCUUUCAAUCACUGGCUGCAUGGUGAGGAUUUCUCUGUAAACACUCAGGAGGAGGAAAGUUAGUUUAACUUCCAAGGCCUGUUGAAGCUGUGGGAUCACUUUCAGAGAGAGAGAGAGAGAGAGAGAGAAAGGUGAAGGAGGCAGCAGCAGCAGCAGCAGGAUGAAGUCCAAAGGGAAGGCUGUGAAACCAUCCAGGAGGAGCUGGUCUGACCCCGAGCCAGAUCUGGAACCAGACACAGAACCAGAACCGGGCUCCAGCGAGCAGGAAGGCUCGGAGGCCUCGGUGCGGAUCGGCGGCUCCUGGAGGGGGUCGCUGAGGGGCGGGGAGGGCAAGCGGCAGAGAGGUGGAGGAGGCCGGCGGCGCAGGCAGCGCGGCUCCGGCACCAAGGAGCGCAGCGUCCGGCGGCUGGAGAGCAACGAGAGGGAGCGCCAGCGCAUGCACAAACUCAACAACGCCUUCCAAGCGCUGCGAGAGGCCAUCCCCCACGUCAACACCGACAAGAAGCUGUCCAAGAUCGAGACCCUAACCCUGGCGAAGAACUACAUCAAGGCCUUGACCACCGUCGUGGUGGACAUGUCGGGGGCCUGCCUGCCUGCCGGCGGGGUCACGUCGGAGGACAAGCUGCUCCAGUGCUACCAGCAGCACCUGGAGGACGAGGGGGAGGAUGAUCUCACCCAGUACCUCACCCACAUGCACAGCUUCACCCAGCGCAGCUAACAGUGGCUGCAAAAGGCGGUUUGGAGAGCAAGGAGGCAGAGAGAGAGGUGUGGUGGGGUGACCUUUAGGGUCAAACGAUAUCCAGUGAACUGCUCUGGGAUCUGCUCAGCUGUCUGUAGGAAAAUGGGUGCUGUUCUAGAUCAUAGACCUCUGACAAAUCAACCCACGCUUGACCACAGCAAGAGGUUGUCUAGAACGUGCCCUACAUGCAAAAUAUGAAAUGAUUUGAGGACCAUUUACCGAGCAGACAAAAAGACUGCAGACUGGACAGUGAAAAGCAGAUGGAUCAUUGUUAUUAUGUGACAUUUGUUAUUGUACUCGGGGGGGCUCAUCUUUCGCCAUUCCGUCUCUUUAUUUCUCAUCUUCUACAGUUUGAGCAGCAGCAGGAGCUUGUUCUCUUUUGUGUUAUCUUGUGAUCUUCUUGUGUGUUGAGAAACCUGCUGAGCGUAGCCUCUGGUCAUAACUGUCACAUCCAGGAAGAAA